AUGGUAGCCACGGACAUGAGAAUGCUUGGGGAGAACCAGCGCCUUCUUGGACCCAUGGUAUCGGCAUCGACACCAGGUAGUACCAUGGUACCAUGGGAAAUCUCGCGUCCCAGCACAGUCAGCGGUAUCACCACAGGCAUCUUGCUCGGGUUGGCAAGAGAAGAGCGAUCACAGAAAAGCAAUCAGAAAGCAAAUAUUGGUUUUGGUGUUGACAAGACAGAGACUUCAGAUACAAGAUUCAGCCGCAAAACGCUAAUUGGCCUGGGCCGAGUCUAUUGGUAUCGCGAAUCCCCCUGCGUCAAUGGCUUCAGACUACAUCGAUAUAGUCAUGGUGGGCUUGGUACGCGGCUAGUCAGGGGUCCUCAUGGUCUUUUCCAAUUCAAUUACUGUAGAUGGAGGGGGCUCAUUGCGACUACAUUCCCAAACCACCAUCCUUGGCACCUACGUUGGAGAUCCCCAGAACAGGUUAUCGGAUAUAUGAUGCCUAGCUCUGCUGGUAGAAGAUGCCUAGCUUUGCUGGCACUUCCUGUGCUCACGGCAGCCUAUGUCGACUACAGCCAAUAUGUAAACGUGUUGUUUCCAGGCGUCGUGGCUAAGCCUUUUGCCAUGGUGAAGCUGGGACCAGACGUUGAAAACCAGACGUAUGAAGCUUAUUCAGGCUAUCUCCCCAAAGGCAACGUCUGGGGCUUUAGUUUGAUGCACGAGUCUGGAACCGGCGGUGCUCCCAAGUAUGGCGUCGUUUCACAAAUGCCAGUCGUUGGAAACGUUUCCGAUCCGCUCGCGAAUCUGAGCCAACGAAGAGCCAUGCCAGAUCAGGGAAGUGUGGGGUACUAUAGGACUUCUUUGGUGAAUGGAGUCACUCUGGAGCUUGCAGCAUCAGAACAUGCUGGCCUGUACUCUUAUUCGUUUCCAAGCAACAGCACGUCGUCCAUUGUUGUUGAUGUCUCCCACGUGCUGCCUAGCUUCAGGCCGUACAAGUGGGAGCAACAUUACUCCGGGGGAAGUUUCAGUAUCUUUCGAGACGGUCACUAUGAAGGCCAUGGUAUCUACAAUAAUGGAUGGAACCUGUCACCAGACUGGACGAUAUACUUUUGUGGUGGAUUCAAUCAGCACCCCAUCCACUCCCGGCUUUUCAGUGGCAAUGGCAGCGCCUCACGUAUUUUCGGUAACCCGACUACGAUAUCCGGCAGGGCAAGAUUAGGAGGUGUCUUUACCUUUUCUAAGCCAAACAUCACAUCGCGCGUUGGCAUCUCUUUCCUCUCGACCGAGAAAGCCUGUCAAAAUGUCGACAAGGAAAUUCCAGAACGAACCGAACUCUCCACGCUUGUAGAAGCCGCAAGAUCGCAGUGGAACCAAGAUGUCUUUGGCAAAAUUCACAUCACACCUUCAAGCGAAGAAGACUUUCAACUCCUCUACAGCUCUCUAUACGGCAUGUUCCUCAUCCCCUCCAACCGCACUGGUGAAAACCCAUCCUGGUCCUCCUCGGAGCCCUACUACGACGACAUCUUUACACUCUGGGACACACACCGCUGCCACACUGCACUCUUCCACAUACUCCAGCCCACGGCCUACGAAGAAUUCAUCCGCUCCCUCAUCGACAUCUGGCGACGCGACGGCUUCAUGCCCGACGCCCGCUCCUCCAACUACAACGGCCGCGUCCAAGUCGGCUCCAACGCAGACAACGUCCUCGCCGACGCCUACGUCAAAGGACUCCGGGGCUCCAUCAACUGGACCGACGGCUUCGCAGCCAUGCAAACCGACGCCGAAGUAGUCCCCCGCGCAAACUUCGACCCCAAAGCCCCCGACUCAUCCACCAAAGAAGGCCGCGGCGCCCUCCCAGACUGGCUGCAACACGGCUACAUCACCCCGCGCUUCUCACGCGCCGUCUCUCGCAGCGUCGAGUACGCAACCAACGACUUUGCCCUGUACCAAGUCGCCCUCGGCCUGGGCAAAGCAGACGAAGCCAAGCGCUAUCUAAACCGCAGCCGCAACUGGCGCAACCAAUGGAAUCCAAACACCACAUCCCACAACCACACCGGCUUCCUCUCCCCCCGCCUGUCCAACGGCACUUUUCCCCCCUCCGACCCCACCGUCUGCGGCCGCUGCUACUGGCCCGACACCUCGUACGAGGACAGCAGCUGGAUCUACAGCAUGAACGCCAUUCACGACGUUGCAGAGCUGAAGCGUCGCAUUGGAGGCGAUGUCCGCUUUCUCGAUCGCUUGAAUGCGAUUUUCGAUAUCGGCUUGUUUCAUGCGGAUAAUGAACCUAGUUUCUUCACGCCCUAUCUGUAUAACUAUGUGGCUGGGGAGCAGUGGCGCAGUGUCAAUCGCAGUCGUAGCAUUGGCAGGCUGUAUGGUGGUGGGGAGGCUGGGUUGCCGGGGAAUUCGGAUGCGGGGGCUAUGGAGAGUAAUCUUUUGUGGCAAAUGAUCGGUCUCUACCCCGUAACAGGCCAAACCACUUUUCUCGUCCUCGCCCCUUGGUUUGAAAAGAUGACGCUUAGCUUACCAAGCGGGGGGACCCUUAUUAUCACUACGAGCGGCGGCGGUGGUGGUGGUGGUGGUGGUAGUAGUAGUAGUAGGGAUGGAAAUGGUAGUAUUCCCCCCUCCUACAUCCAAUCCCUCAAAGUCAACGGCCAAUCUUGGGACCAAGGCUGGGUGACGUGGGAAGACGUGUUUGAAGCCGGAGGCACCAUGCAUUAUAGUCUUGGGCCUGAGCCGCGGCGUUGGAAUACGGGGGCGUUGCCGCCGAGUCCGGCGUCGUAG
Molecule: messenger RNA, 2763 nt
Organism: Plenodomus lingam JN3
Lineage: Eukaryota; Fungi; Ascomycota; Dothideomycetes; Pleosporales; Leptosphaeriaceae
Source: RefSeq, a predicted model, not a curated record